AUGAUUGAGGUCAAUUGUGUUGGAGAGUCUUUCGAGAUUGGCUUUGAGCAUGGGACAAAAGCCGCGCCGCAAAUCGCCAGUACCAUAUCUUUCUAUGCCGACUUGUUCCAGAAGAAGUGUCACCUGAGUUGGAAGCAAGCAUGCUCCAAAGCCAACGGGUUUGCGCCUCACAUCCAUGAGAACUACCCUCACCUAGAGAUUGAGAUGCAAGGGAUAGCCCAAGGGGCCGGUGUCGCCUACGAGGAGAUUCUGGCUCUCAAUGUGAGAUCUGAGCUGUUUUUCGGGGCUGCUCUGGACGGCUGCACUGCUCUUUCCUGGAAGACGGGAGCAACUUGUUAUCUGGCCCAGAAUUGGGACUGGAUGGUUGAACAAAAGCCAAACCUUGUGCUUCUACGACUCGUCCAGAAGAAUAAGCCAACCAUCCAAAUGGUCACAGAAGCAGGCAUGAUUGGGAAAAUAGGUCUCAACUCUGCAGGCAUAGGUCUUUGCGUCAAUGCAAUCCGUUGCGCAGGAAGCGAUGUCAACCGCACCCCCAUUCACAUCAUGUGGCGGGUGAUUCUGGAGAGCACUUCAAUUGCUGCUGCUGUGGAAGCCAUCAACGCCCACGGGUGCGGAGGGGCAUGUCAUAUGCUGAUAGGAGACCAAUCGGGGAGCAUUGGAGUCGAAGUCACGCAUCGAACUAUCAAAUACUUGCAACCAGACGACAAAGAUCGAAUCUUCCAUAGCAACCACAUGUUAGAAUCACAUCCUGGUACGGACAUGCUUUGGGUCAACGACAGCUUGAGCCGGGUCAAGAGAAUCCGCCAACUGGCAGAUAAGUUGCAAGAUGAUGUGACUCAAGACUCUCUACAAAAGUUUCUUUGUGACGAAGAGAACUAUCCCUGUUCAAUCAAUCGAGAUCAGAGGGGCGAGAGUGAUGCCGCCAGCAUCUUCAGUAUCACCAUGGACCUCGGCAAGAUUGAGGCGAAGGUCUUGCUGGGACGUCCGAACAAGCCUGAGAAGACCUAUGUACUACGCCCUAGGACAUUGAGUUAG
Capronia coronata CBS 617.96 is the source of this 1035-nucleotide messenger RNA. RefSeq lists its product as uncharacterized. NCBI's taxonomy places the organism in Eukaryota, Fungi, Ascomycota, Eurotiomycetes, Chaetothyriales, Herpotrichiellaceae. The coding region runs from base 1 to 1035 and encodes 344 amino acids. The record is from RefSeq and is a predicted model, not a curated record. The transcript is spliced from 4 exons.